GGUUUUUUGGCGCCGCUGCUGCCGCUGCCUCCUCUUCUCCUCCUCCUCCUCCUCCUCAGCCCGAGCUGAUUUCGGUCGGGGUUGCUGGUGCAGCUAUGGCGGAGCCUGCAGAGAAGAUGUACUGGGCCGAGUACGCCAAGAGCGGCCGGGCUUCUUGCAAGAAAUGCGGCGACAACAUCGCCAAGGACUCGCUCCGCCUGGCCAUCAUGGUGCAGUCCCCCAUGUUUGAUGGCAAAGUACCCCAGUGGCACCACUUCUCCUGUUUCUGGAAGCGGGCUCGACUGGUGUCCCACACCGACGUGGUCGGCUUCUCGGAACUGCGUUGGGAAGAUCAGGAGAAAAUUAAGAAGUCCAUAGAAAGUGGCGGCGCCGGAGCAGGCAAAGGUGACCAAGAGGGUGGUGGCAAAAGUGAUAAAAGUUUAAACGAUUUUGCCGCAGAAUAUGCAAAGUCCAACAGAAGUACCUGCAAAGGCUGUAAUCAGAAGAUCGAAAAGGGUCAAAUCAGGAUUUCAAAGAAAAUGGUGCAUCCUGAAAAGCCCCAGUUGGGGAUGAUAGACAACUGGUACCACCCAGCCUGUUUCGUCAGCCGCAGAGCAGAUCUGGGGUUUCUUGCCUCUUUUAGUGCCUCUCAGCUGUUAGGCUUUGGGCUCCUGAAUGCUGAAGAUAAAGAGACUCUGAAAAAGCAGCUGCCUGCAGUCAAGAAUGAAGGGAAGAGAAAAGGAGAUGAGGUGGAUGCCGACGUGAUCUCAAAAAAGAAACCAAAAAAGGAGAAAGAAAAACAGUCUAAACAGGAGAAGUUGCUAAAGGAACAGACGGAAUUGAUUUGGAACAUCAAAGACGAGUUGAAGAAAGCUUGUUCCACCAACGACCUGAAAGAGCUCCUGAUAGCCAACAAGCAGGACAUUCCUUCUGGGGAAUCCGCUAUCUUGGACCGUGUUGCAGAUGGGAUGGCCUUUGGGGCUCUGCUGCCCUGCGAGGAGUGCAAAGGGCAGUUUGUGUUCAAGAGCGACGCUUACUACUGUACAGGGGACAUCACCGCUUGGACCAAGUGUGUUGCCAAGACACAGACACCCAAAAGGAAAGAAUGGAUAACGCCAAAGGAGUUCCGGGAAAUUGCUUAUCUAAAGAAAUUCAAAUUUAAGAAGCAGGAUAGAGCGUUCCCUCCAGAGGCUGCCUCUGCAAACUCAGCUCCUCCUCCAGCAGUUUCUACCCAUAUUACAGAGAACUCAGCUGCACCAGCAGGUAAACCAUUAAGCAGCAUGAAGAUUUUGAUCGUUGGAAAACUGUCGAAGAACAAGGAUGAAAUCAAGUCUGUCGUUGAGGAACUUGGGGGAAAGGUGACGGCUACUGUGAACAAAGCUGACCUGUGUAUCAGCUCACAAAAGGAAGUUGAGAAAAUGAACAAGAAAAUGGAAGAAGUGAAGGAGGCCCAGGUGCGCGUUGUCUCCGAGGAAUUUCUCCAGGAUGUGCAGUCCUCCAGCAAGGGUUUUCAGGAGCUGCUUUCGCUUCAUGCUCUUUCACCCUGGGGUGCUGAAGUUAAGCAGGAGCACAAAGUGGUUCCCGUGGGAGGAAAAUCCAGCGGACAGUCGAACACAAAAAGUACCGGGAAGAUCAAGGAAGAGCAAGGAACGAGCAAAGCGGAAAAGAAGAUGAAGCUGACAGUUAAAGGAGGUGCUGCUGUGGAUCCUGAUUCAGGCUUGGAAGAUUCUGCCCACGUCUUUGAAAAAGGUGGCAAAAUCUUCAGUGCCACUCUUGGGCUGGUAGAUAUUGUUAAAGGAACGAAUUCGUAUUACAAGCUUCAGCUGUUGGAAGAUGACCGAGAAAUCAGAUACUGGGUAUUCCGCUCUUGGGGCCGUGUUGGCACAGUCAUUGGAAGCAACAAGCUAGAGCAGAUGCCAUCGAAAGAAGAAGCCAUUGAGCACUUCCUGAAUCUGUAUGAAGAAAAGACGGGCAACUCGUGGCAUUCGAAGAAUUUCACUAAAUAUCCCAAAAAAUUCUAUCCUCUGGAAAUAGACUAUGGGCAGGAUGAAGAAGCAGUGAAGAAGCUGACUGUGAGUGCAGGAACCAAAUCCAAGCUUCCUAAGGCAGUCCAGGACCUUAUCAAGAUGAUCUUUGAUGUGGAAAGCAUGAAGAAAGCCAUGGUGGAAUUUGAGAUUGACCUUCAGAAGAUGCCUUUGGGGAAGCUAAGCAAGAGGCAGAUCCAGAGUGCAUACACCAUCCUUAAUGAGGUGCAUCAGGCAGUUUCUGAUGGUGGCACCGAUUCACAGAUAUUGGAUCUUUCCAACCGCUUCUACACUCUGAUCCCCCAUGACUUUGGGAUGAAGAAGCCUCCUCUUUUAAAUAAUCUAGAUUACAUUCAGUCCAAAGUGGAGAUGUUGGACAAUCUGCUUGACAUUGAGGUCGCCUACAGCCUACUCAGAAGUGGGGGUCAGGAUGGGGAUAAAGAUCCAAUAGAUGUGAACUAUGAAAAGCUCAAAACAGAUAUCAAGGUAGUAGAUAAAGACUCGGAAGAAGCGAAGAUCCUAAAGCAGUAUGUUAAGAAUACCCAUGCAAGCACCCAUAACGCGUAUGACUUGAAAGUCAUGGAGAUUUUCAAGAUUGAGCGGGAAGGAGAAGUUCAGCGUUAUAGGCCGUUCCAGGAGUUGCACAACCGUCAGUUGCUCUGGCACGGUUCUCGCACAACCAACUACGCUGGCAUCUUGUCGCAGGGUCUCCGAAUAGCUCCUCCUGAAGCUCCUGUGACUGGCUACAUGUUUGGUAAAGGUAUCUACUUUGCUGAUAUGGUGUCCAAGAGUGCCAACUAUUGUCACACCUCUCAGACUGACCCGAUCGGCUUAAUCUUGCUGGGAGAAGUUGCUCUUGGAAACAUGUAUGAGCUGAAGAAUGCAUCCCACAUAACCAAGCUGCCGAAAGGAAAACAUAGUGUCAAAGGCUUGGGCAAAACAACACCAGAUCCCACAGCCACUGCCUCUCUCAAUGGCGUAGAAGUUCCUUUAGGCAAUGGAAUACCAUCAGGAGUUAGCAAUACUUGUCUUCUGUAUAACGAAUAUAUUGUCUACGAUACUGCUCAGGUUAAUCUGAAGUACCUGCUAAAACUGAAGUUCAACUAUAAGACAUCCCUCUGGUGAACAAGUAUUUUGGAAGAUAUGUUAAAGGAUUUAAUAACGCAAAACCCUUUUGAAAUAUCGAAGCGUUUACUCCCAUUGCUGAGAUGCAAGAAAUAAGUUGCAGGGCUUUGCUGAAUCUAAGUUUAGUCAGUCAGCUUAGUAAGACUUUUUUGCCCCGUACAUGUGCAAAAACACAUGAAACUGAGUACUGUACUAUGAGAAAUGUUUGGGUUUUUUUCUCUCACCUCCCCAGCCCCUUCUUUUUUGCCAGUUCUAGUAUGAAGGCCAUUCUGUGACUUUUAACUGACAGACCAAAAACAAAAUAGCCACACAAACACACCUUUGAUUUUUGUCUUUUGUAAGUGAGGCAAGGAGGAGGAGCUUAGAAUUGUUUAUAAAUCUUUUUUGUUUGUUUUUUUACAAAAUACCUUCCUUAGUUUCGAUUAUGAAUAAAUGUUAAACGUGUUUAUUUUGAAGUAAAAAUAAAAACUAAUUUCAUACUAAA
This is a messenger RNA of Lacerta agilis (Sand lizard), 3612 nucleotides long. RefSeq names its product poly(ADP-ribose) polymerase 1 (gene PARP1). The transcript is spliced from 23 exons. Bases 96 to 3128 code for a protein of 1010 amino acids. Gene Ontology annotation, cellular component: nucleus. Gene Ontology annotation, molecular function: zinc ion binding; NAD binding; DNA binding. Lineage: Eukaryota; Metazoa; Chordata; Lepidosauria; Squamata; Lacertidae. The record is from RefSeq and is a predicted model, not a curated record.